Monascus purpureus is the source of this 450-nucleotide messenger RNA. The record is from the annotation of a GenBank genome assembly. Lineage: Eukaryota; Fungi; Ascomycota; Eurotiomycetes; Eurotiales; Aspergillaceae.
AUGACUUUCGCAGAGGAAUUUCGUUCGAGGAAUUUCAGUAUCUACGGACAAUGGUCCGGCGUUAUUUGCAUCAUCCUAUGUUUGGCGUUUGGCAUUGCCAACAUCAUCACGCUUCAUGCCCUUCACCUCAUUCUUGCGAUAAUAUGCCUGGUCUCAGCGUUCAUCAUUGUCUUUGUCGAGGUGCCUUUCCUCCUCAGAAUAUGCCCCACGUCACCGAAGUUUGAUGAGUUCAUCCGACGCUUCACUACCAACUGGAUGCGUGCGGCCAUCUACACCGUCAUGAGCGUAUUGCAGUGGCUCAGUCUGAUCUCCGGCCCGUGCAGUCUUCUCGUCCCGGCUAUUGUCCUCCUGAUUCCGGCCAUAUGCUACGCUCUUGCUGGAUUGAAGAGUCAGGACUUCGUUGGCAGCAAGGCCUUGGGCGGGCAGGGUCUUGCACAGAUGAUCGUUUGA